Messenger RNA from Aspergillus eucalypticola CBS 122712, 654 nucleotides. RefSeq lists its product as uncharacterized. NCBI's taxonomy places the organism in Eukaryota, Fungi, Ascomycota, Eurotiomycetes, Eurotiales, Aspergillaceae. The transcript is spliced from 6 exons. The record is from RefSeq and is a predicted model, not a curated record. The coding region runs from base 166 to 654 and encodes 162 amino acids.
CAGCCGUCUCGCAAGACUGAGUGUGGGAUCACCAAGAAUAGUGACAAUUUCGGUGCACGGAACGUGGUAACCCCGCUUCAACUCACAGGGUGGAUUGAUGAUCAGGAAGAGCAAACCGUCGAAUUAAGUGGAUGAGACGAGAACAGACUAGGACCACGGAAACGGAUGUUUGUCGACCGCUGCGGAGCCCUCGGAAGCUAUACGAAAUCGGGAACCUGCCGUGAUGCUUCUUGUACGGCUGAGUUAGUUUUUAAUAGUAGUGAUACGGGAGUGGCUUCGGAAUCUUGGGUUUCUAGGAGAGAUACGAACGCUGAUCGGAUAAUUGAGGCGCUCGAUAAACAUACAGGGGAAAACUGUCACGAUGUCAUCGCACGUCCUGGAGGCGUUUCGGAGUUGAAGAGAGCGAGGACAGUUACCGUGGAAUCAAGGGGAGAGCAGGGGGAAAGUGGACUGGCUGAGAACAAGGCUAGAAGCCUCGACCCUCAUUUUCAUCUCCUUCGUCGUCCAUUUGUCGGCAAACUUUCUCGUGCCGUCUUUUGUGCAGCGUGCUUUCCUGCCCAUCCUGGUCAACAUUCCGCUGACUCAUUGGAUGCGGCUGACAUUGGGUUUCCAGCCAAUGGAAAUAGCUCCAGCUGGUCUAACUGGGAACAAUAA